Messenger RNA from Sciurus carolinensis (gray squirrel), 369 nucleotides. RefSeq names its product histone H2B subacrosomal variant-like. Gene Ontology annotation, molecular function: DNA binding; structural constituent of chromatin; protein heterodimerization activity. Gene Ontology annotation, biological process: nucleosome assembly. The transcript has a single exon. Lineage: Eukaryota; Metazoa; Chordata; Mammalia; Rodentia; Sciuridae. The record is from RefSeq and is a predicted model, not a curated record. Gene Ontology annotation, cellular component: nucleosome. The coding region runs from base 1 to 369 and encodes 122 amino acids.
AUGGCCAGACGCACCAUCCAAAAGUACAGAUGCUUCAGAGGACAUCGAAGAUCAAUCUCCAGAAAGAAGUCGCACUCCAGUACCAAUUUUGGCCAAAGAAACUAUUCACUCUAUGUUAACAGGGUCCUUAAAGAAGUUGUUCCCCAGAGGGGCAUGUCAUAUCGCACCUUGGACUUCAUGAACACUCUGAUCAACGACAUCUUUGACCGCAUUGCUGAGGAAGCCCACCACCUGAUGCAUUUCAGAAAGCGCUGUACCCUCACCCCUGAAGACAUCCAGAAGGCGGUGUACAUGCUGUUGCCUGAGCAACUAGCAAAGUACGCAGUGACUUUUGGAAGUGAAGCAGUGCACAGAUUUGUCAGCUCCUGA